GUGCGCAGUGCGGCCGCACCCCCGGCCGCUCGCUCGGUAUUAUGAUUAGCGCUGGGUGCGGGGUUCCGGCGGUCGGGAGGGAGUUGUCGACGCCGCGGCCGCUGCGGACCGAUGCCCGCCUGCCGGCUGAGGAGAAAGAAGCAACUAACAGUGGUAACAGAGCAAUUUGGCAUGCAGUUUGCAAGGUAUCCGUUGCUAUGUUGACAAUGAAGGCCUUAUUUCCAGCAGAUACGCUUAUAUGAGAAGACUCAAGUCAAGCACUUUAAGUAUUUUCCCUUUGUCGUACCAGCAUGGCAGGGUUCAAGCGAGGAUAUGAUGGAAAAAUUGCUGGAUUAUACGAUCUGGAUAAAACCUUGGGUCGAGGUCAUUUUGCAGUGGUGAAACUUGCCAGGCAUGUUUUUACAGGUGAAAAGGUGGCGGUGAAGGUGAUUGACAAGACGAAGCUAGACACCCUAGCCACUGGUCAUCUCUUCCAGGAAGUAAGGUGCAUGAAGCUAGUGCAGCACCCGAACAUCGUUCGUCUCUAUGAAGUCAUAGACACCCAGACCAAACUGUAUCUUAUUCUAGAACUUGGAGAUGGAGGAGAUAUGUUUGACUACAUCAUGAAACACGAGGAAGGUCUUAAUGAAGACUUGGCCAAGAAGUAUUUUGCUCAGAUAGUACAUGCUAUAUCUUACUGCCAUAAACUCCAUGUGGUUCACAGAGACUUAAAACCAGAGAAUGUAGUCUUUUUUGAAAAACAAGGUCUUGUGAAGUUGACAGAUUUUGGCUUCAGCAACAAAUUUCAGCCAGGAAAGAAGCUCACUACAAGCUGUGGCUCUCUUGCAUACUCUGCUCCAGAAAUCCUGCUCGGCGAUGAGUAUGAUGCCCCUGCAGUAGACAUAUGGAGCCUGGGUGUGAUCCUUUUCAUGCUGGUGUGUGGGCAGCCGCCCUUCCAAGAGGCCAACGACAGCGAGACACUGACCAUGAUCAUGGACUGCAAGUACACUGUGCCGCCCCGUGUGUCUGCAGGGUGCAGGGACCUGAUCACACGGAUGCUGCAGAGAGACCCGAAAAGGAGAGCCUCUCUGGAAGAGAUUGAGAGCCACCCUUGGCUCCAGGGAGUGGACCCCUCACCAGCCACCAAGUACAACAUCCCCCUUGUGUCCUACAAGAACCUCUCGGAAGAGGAGCACAACAGCAUCAUCCAGCGCAUGGUGCUCGGGGACAUCGCAGACCGGGAUGCCAUCGUAGAAGCCCUGGAAACCAACAGAUACAACCACAUCACAGCCACUUACUUCUUACUCGCUGAAAGAAUCCUGAGAGAAAAGCAAGAGAAGGAAAUACAGACCAGGUCUGCAAGCCCCAGCAACAUCAAGGCCCAGUUUAGGCAGUCAUGGCCAACCAAAAUCGAUGUGCCCCAAGACCUUGAGGACGACCUCACUGCCACGCCUUUGUCACACGCCACAGUUCCACAGUCUCCUGCUCGGGCUGCUGACAAUGUUCUUAAUGGCCACAGGAGCAAAGGCCUGUGUGACUCGGCCAAGAAAGACGAGCUCCCGGAGCUGGCGGGGCCAGCACUGCCCACUGUGCCACCCGCGAGCCUGACACCUGCUGCCAGUGGGCGGAAGUGUCUGUUCAGGGUGGAAGAAGAUGAGGAGGAGGAGGAGGAAGACAAGAAGCCUGUGUCUCUGUCCACGCAGGUGGUGCUGCGCCGGAAGCCGUCAGUCACGAACCGCCUGACAUCCCGCAAGAGUGCCCCGGUGCUCAACCAGAUCUUCGAAGAGGGCGAGUCCGACGAUGAGUUCGACAUGGACGAGAACCUGCCGCCCAAGCUGAGCCGGCUGAAGAUGAACAUCGCUUCACCAGGCACGGUGCACAAGCGCUACCACCGCAGGAAAAGCCAGGGCCGCGGCUCGAGCUGCAGCAGCUCUGAGACCAGCGAUGAUGACUCUGAGAGCCGCAGGCGGCUGGACAAGGACAGCGGCUUUGCUUACUCAUGGCACCGGCGUGACAGCAGCGAGGGGCCGCCGGGCAGUGAGGGUGAUGGCAGCGGCCAGAGCAAGCCUAGCAGUGGUGGUGGGGUGGACAAGACCAGCCCGGGCGAGCAGGGCACGGGCGGUGGCGGCCAGGGUGGCUCAGGCGGGACCCCAUCAGGUGCAGCAGGCUCCUCGCGGCGCUGUGCAGGCCCCGACUCCUCCUCAUCCUCCCCAGCCUCGGCCUCCGCCGCUCCACGUGGUGCGGAGCUUGUGCAGAGCCUCAAACUUGUGAGCCUGUGCCUAGGCUCCCAGCUGCACGGCGCCAAGUACAUUCUGGACCCGCAGAAGGCCUUGUUUUCCAGUGUGAAGGUGCAGGAGAAGUCCACGUGGAAGAUGUGCAUCAGCACCCCAGGCCCUGGCCCCGCUGCUGACCUGGACCCUGUGAGGACCAAGAAGCUGCGGAACAACGUGCUCCAGCUACCUCUGUGCGAAAAGACCAUCUCCGUGAACAUCCAGCGCAGCCGCAAGGAAGGGCUGCUCUGCGCCUCCAGCCCUGCCAGUUGCUGCCAUGUCAUCUGACCUGUAAAGCGCGCUCCGCUCACUUCAUUUGUUCUGACGUGACAAUGCAUGGUCUUUGUGCAUGCUGCUACACGCUACUUUUCUUUUCCAGCCGAAAAGUCUACUGUGUGAUUUUACAUUCAUGAUUUCAGUGUGGAUGACCAGGAUGAAAUUGUCUAUCUGGAACCCAACGUAAACGGAGUGCUUAGAAAUUCAUGUUCUGCACUUAACCUGGAGGGAAAAUGCUUUCGUUUCCUUGUGAAAAGCCCAAAUUCCUGUCCUGACCUCCGGUGAUAGGGAAACUCCAUGCUCUGAGGCACGCUGGUGCCUGAGACAGAACCAAAGCAAUAACGUGGUGAUGCCCACAGGCCUGGGCGGAGCAACAGCCGCUGCCAGCCCCCCAGGGCCUGUGCACCAAGAACCGAGCCACGGUCUGAGCGCCCACACCUGUUUGUCUUAAGCGAUAGUGUGAAAACAGUUGGGGCUCUUACGUUUUCAUUGACAAAGAUGUUCUUGUUUGUAGUAGGUGAGAUCAGCUACUUAGCUUUGUGAGGCAGCUUCCCCUGUAGAAUUACAAGGAGACAAUCUUUUGUGAGGUGAUGAGGUGAACUCUCGUCUUAACUCUUAGAGUGUCUGUCUGUCUGUCUGUCAGAGAGAUCAAAAAGAGGCUCUGUAAGUCCCCCUGCAGGACACAGCGGGGUUUCCUUCAAACCUGUGUGGAGAGGAGACACUGGAGUUCCCGCUGCAGUGGUCACAGCGCACACAGAUGGCAGCAGAGUCAACACCGACAGUAAAACAGCUUCCUGGAAUUGGUUUUUCAGGAGCUUGGUGGUUAGGUGGCCUCUGGUUUCUCCAUGCCUUGGCAGCAGCUGACGAGAACGUCUCAGGAAAGGGUAGUGCUCCAAGCCGCCUUCCUGCCGCACACUGACCAGAGUUCUGGUCCCGACUGAUAAUCCUCUCCCCAGGCAUCUUCUCCCUGCACGUCUUCCCUAAUCUCGGGAAGCCCAGAUGCUGGUUUGGUUUUGUUUUUCACACUGUGAAAGCAGUACAUAAGGGACCUGUGGGAUGGGUGUCACUGGGCACAGGGUCCUUCCCACACUCUGCCGUUUUCUUUCCUGUAAUUCAGAGCGGGCAGGGCACAGGCCAGUCACUUUCGUCAGUGCUCAGACUCAGUCAGCUCCUUUAGGGUUAAUGUAUAUUACUCCGAACUUCACAGUAUAACCUGACUAUGCUAAGUAAAAGCGAUACUUAAGAUACUUCCUAGACCUAGGCUAACUGCUUGUGCUUUAAGCUACAGUCCCAUUCAGCGUGACAUUUAUGUAGUUGAAAGUGAUGAAGAGAGAUGUGUGGGUGAAGCCAUAGAACAUAUUUGCUUGAAAUUCUUAAGCAGGGAUCUUCAAAGGGCCAGAAACCAGUGUGGUUCACAGAGACAGUGAGAGCCGUGUCUGUGUGAGCAAGGAGAGACGUUUGUAGGGGCAUUGCAAUAAACUCUGUCGCAGCUGUUUUCCAAGUAAUGUACAUACUCCUCUGUGGUCACGUCUAGCCUCGGAGUGGCGCCUCUGAACUCAGCCGUAUGCGUUUGGUCUCCAGUGGUUUUAUAUUCAGGUGUAUAUACGGUGCUCACUUUAGAUCAGCAGUGUUGGCCAUUUAUGCUGCAGAGCUGUAUCAUAGCCUUAUUAGUUGUGUGUGGUUGGUGACCCUCUGGGCACAUACAUGUCUGUUGAGUGGUGUCUACCCAUUCGUUGACAAGUGGAUGUCUGUGCAUGUGUCCUAUGUCCUGGGAUGUUGUCACGGGGCAGGAGCAGAACACCAUCACACCAAUAGUGGACCAAACUACUUCUUGCUCUAACCAGUGACUUGUCCCCUAACCUGUCUUCAGAAGUCACCUAGAGUUACAGUAGUGUAUAAAUUAAAUAUUGUGGGAAAAGUUAGUCUUGUAUUUUUCUGUGUAUAUAUAUAUAAUUAUGUACUUCUGAAAUUCUAUCUGUAUUUAAAGAUGUGACAAUCUUGACACCAAUUUUAAUAGUCAUGAGACUGAACAAAGAUGUCCUACCGAGUCAGAGUUGGUGUGCGCUGAGAACACAAACUCGUUGGCUGAUUGGUCAUUGCCUCUAGUUCUGACCAGUCUUUCUCCUUGUGUGACAUUGACAGGUGUGUGACAGACGGGAAGUGAUCAAUAAUAAAGUGACAUACGGUGUUCAGCAAUA
This is a messenger RNA of Alexandromys fortis (reed vole), 4723 nucleotides long. It is a transcript of the gene Snrk, whose product is annotated as SNF related kinase. Gene Ontology annotation, cellular component: cytoplasm. NCBI's taxonomy places the organism in Eukaryota, Metazoa, Chordata, Mammalia, Rodentia, Cricetidae. The coding region runs from base 291 to 2537 and encodes 748 amino acids. The transcript is spliced from 7 exons. Gene Ontology annotation, molecular function: protein serine/threonine kinase activity; ATP binding. The record is from RefSeq and is a predicted model, not a curated record. Gene Ontology annotation, biological process: intracellular signal transduction; protein phosphorylation.